GGAACUCAGAUGAUGUUGGAUGGGAGAAUGGUGUUCUUGUUGAUGCUAACAACAAGGACAAGGUCAGGUGCAACCUUUGUAAUAAGGAGAUGAGGGGAGGGAUUUAUAGGCUGAAGCAGCAUUUGGCUCAUGAAGGAAAGAAUGUGACUAAAUGUCCAGCUAGAACACAGCAGGCUUCGGAGGCUAAAGCAAAGUGCAAGAAAGCACUAGAAGAUGCAAAAAGGAAGAGGGAGGAGAAGACUGUCCGUGAGCUAGAACUUAGAGCGAAAGUGGAUGUGUCUAGGGUUGGAGAGUCAGAGGAAGUCACUUGUGUUGGUAGUUCACAGCCUCACAAAUUAGGACCUAUUGACAAAUGGACACGUGCUAUUGAUCCUACAACUACCAAGACUGAGUCUUUAAAGCAACAGCAGCUGAACAACGAACUUUGGAAAGAAAGAUCAAAUGAGGUGUACAAGUAUAUUGCAAGAUGGGUCUAUAAUCAUGCAAUACCUUUCAAUGCAUGUGACAAUGAUGACUUCAAGCAAAUGUGUGAAGCAAUUGGACAGUUUGGACCUGGAUUUCAGCCUCCAAGUGAUGAUUUACUGUGAGAGAAAUUGCUGGAACAAGAAUAUGCAAGAA
Molecule: messenger RNA, 618 nt
Organism: Panicum virgatum (switchgrass)
Lineage: Eukaryota; Viridiplantae; Streptophyta; Magnoliopsida; Poales; Poaceae
Exons: 2
Coding region: 90-587 (165 amino acids)
Source: RefSeq, a predicted model, not a curated record